Messenger RNA from Triplophysa rosa, 2489 nucleotides. RefSeq names its product glucosamine (N-acetyl)-6-sulfatase (Sanfilippo disease IIID), b (gene gnsb). The record is from RefSeq and is a predicted model, not a curated record. Gene Ontology annotation, molecular function: N-acetylglucosamine-6-sulfatase activity; glycosaminoglycan binding. NCBI's taxonomy places the organism in Eukaryota, Metazoa, Chordata, Actinopteri, Cypriniformes, Nemacheilidae. The transcript is spliced from 14 exons. Gene Ontology annotation, biological process: glycosaminoglycan metabolic process. Bases 127 to 1698 code for a protein of 523 amino acids.
UGCCACAUUUAGCCUGCCCUACAGCAGUUGCAUGAUUACAGCAAUAAACAAACCAUAAAAGCGAAACUUAAGACACUAUCACAUUCUAUCGCUUGUAAUGUGGCACUUCAUACAGAAGCAGCAGUCAUGUACGGGCUGGUAGAUCGCAGGUUUCGGGUCAUGGCGAGCUCGUGGAUCGGUCACUGGAGGUCCAGCGCAGGUGUUCUGACCAUCUGUCUGUUCGUCACGUUGCUCACCUGCACGUUCAGGUGUUCAGACUGUGCAAACCCCAGCAACAUCAUUCUCAUUCUCACCGAUGACCAGGAUAUUGAGAUGGGUGGAAUGACACCCAUGAAGAAGACCAAAGCUCUGAUCGGUGAUUCUGGAGUCACCUUCUCCAAUGCUUUCACUGCCAGUCCUCUGUGUUGCCCCAGUCGCAGCAGCAUCCUCUCUGGAAAAUAUCCACAUAAUAAUUUAGUCAGAAAUAACUCUAUAUCUGGAAACUGCAGCAGUGUAUCUUGGCAGAAAGAGGCAGAACCCUCGGCCUUUCCCGUGUACCUCAGCAAGAUGCGCUACCAGACCUUCUAUGGAGGAAAAUACUUGAAUCAGUACGGUUCUAAAGAAGCGGGUGGUGUGGCUCAUGUUCCUCCCGGCUGGGAUCAAUGGUACGCUCUGGUGGGGAACUCUAAAUAUUACAACUAUACACUUUCUGUGAAUGGAAAAGAGGAGAAACAUGCCGAUAGCUAUGAAAAGGAUUACCUCACGGACCUGGUGUUAAACCGGUCGCUGCAUUUCCUGGAGGAGCGAAGCCCCAGGUAUCCGUUCUUCAUGAUGUUGUGUCCGCCGUCCCCUCAUUCCCCCUGGACGGCCGCUCCUCAAUAUCAGAAGUCCUUUAUUGACGUCAAAGCUCCACGUGACGGCAGCUUCAACAAACCCGGGAAGGACAAGCACUGGUUAUUACGUCAGCCUGUGAACCCCAUGCCCAACAGCUCCAUUGAAUAUCUUGACAAUGCUUACCGCAGCAGGUGGCAGACGCUUCUCUCUGUGGAUGACAUGGUGGAAGUGCUGGUGAAGAAACUGGACUCGAUGAAAGAGUUAGAAAACACUUACAUCUUCUACACAUCUGACCACGGCUAUCACACCGGUCAGUUCUCUCUGCCCAUUGAUAAGCGACAGCUCUAUGAGUUUGACAUCCGUAUUCCUCUCUUGGUUCGGGGGCCGGGAAUCAAACCCAAGCAAACGCUUCAGUCUCCAGUGAUGAAUAUAGAUCUGCCUGUGACCAUCCUGGACAUCGCUGGAGUGAAUCUGUCCACCGUCAAUAUGGACGGACAGUCUUUUCUUCCACAGAUGGCUCCGUCGUUGCGUAACGGCACCGAGCGUCCGUUCUUUCUGGUGGAGUACAACGGUGAGGGAUAUACCUCUGAAGAUCCCAGCUGCCCUAAACUCGGCCCUGGAUUAGCUCACUGUUUCCCGGACUGCGUGUGUGAAGAUGCUUUCAACAACACAUAUGCUUGUGUGAGGACACUGAAAGAUGGAAACUUGCAGUACUGUGAGUUUGCAGAUAAUGAGUCGUUCGUGGAGGUGUACAACCUGACGGCCGAUCCCCAUCAGCUGGAGAACAUUGUGAAGAAGGUUGACCCUGCUCUCUUACAGACCAUGAACCAAAGACUGAUCAAGUUGCAGUCAUGUGUAGGAGACAGCUGUCGAAACAUCAAAUAAAACUCAGCGUCAGGGGACGGGCCGGAUCCCAAUCCAACAGAGAGAUCAGUGUUUCUGUCAUCUAUCUGGUUGUGCACAUAAUUCUUCUGAAAUUCAUUAGGUCAUCCUAAAAUCCAAAUGUUGCCAUUGAUGUACUCGCCCUCAUGUCCACACAAGAAAACGUUGUUCUUGUUAAGAGUGACAUGAGGGUGAGUUAGUGUUUUCUUUUUGGGGUGAACUGUUGAUCCUGAUCUCGUGAAGUCAUGCAUACUUCCCUUCUUUAAAUGUGAAUGUACGUACAGUAUGAUUCUGAUCAUUCAGAUGCAUCCUUAUUAUUUCUGGGCUGUCAUACAGCUACAGAGAACCAGUUGAACUUGUCAUCAGUCUCGCUUUACUACUAUCUUGCAUGUGUUGUUGUCUCUCUUUGAGCACUUUUACCUUCAAUGAAAGCUUAAACCAAAUGUUGUCAUGUGCUAAAUAUACUACCAUCAAACACAUUUCACCUCGUGUUUUAAUAAUCUGCUUGUCUUAUGGUUUGCCAUGCUGUUGCAUGGUUUAUUACAUUUUCUUCAUGCUGUGAAUCGAAGCGUAGCUUCACAUCCAACCACCCGACACCUGAUGUCAUUGUUUUUAAAUGAACUGUGCUUCAAAAAGGGAAUGAUCUGAUAUUUAAGGGAAUUUUCCCGUUUUGCAGUCUUUGAUUUUAGCUUUAAUGGUUGUGCCUUUUGCACUACACCAGUGUUCGUGCCUUUGUACAAUACAGAUGUCUAAUUUUGAAUAAUCAAUAAAUUUACAAACAAACUUGGUUUACA